This is a messenger RNA of Prorocentrum cordatum, 371 nucleotides long. The record is from the annotation of a GenBank genome assembly. Lineage: Eukaryota; Dinophyceae; Prorocentrales; Prorocentraceae.
GUCGUUUCUCUGGGCGCCGUGUCCAAGACCGAACGUCCAGGCGAGGAGUCAAAGCUCGACAAGAAGAGCCCCAUGCACCCCGAGAACGCCACUAGAGGUCACAAGCGCCUGCGCCGAUCUUCGUUCUGCGACGCGGCUCCGUCGGCGGCCAAGUGGUGGCUGCCUAUUGCGGGGAGAACCUCUGCAACGCAGGCCGACCGCGACAGCGUGCCCGAGCUGCGACAGAGUGCUCGCGCUGCCGCCGCCCCCAGCUCGCAGAGGCAGAUGCGCAAUGCCUUCCAGAUGCUGGCGUCUGACUACGGUGCCGAAACGCAAGCUGACACUGCAAUAUCGGACUUCGAUGUCUCUGACACGCAGCCUGCCACGCAGAG